AUGUCCAAAUACUCCAAGCACAAUCGCUGGAAACCUUCCAAAAUACGCUCUGUAUCUCAGCAACAAGUCACUGCACAACUGAAGGCCUGCACAACUCACCAGCACACACAAAAUAAGGAGAAUAUUACUCCUUUAGCCACAACUAUUUCGUCAGUACUAGUUGUGAGGCUCGAGCAAGAGAAGAAGUGCAAGAUUACAUACCAGACACACUAUAGGAACGAAAAGCGAUGCCAUGAACGCACAAAAACCUGUACCAACAAACUCCAGUCAAGUUUCAAUGAUGCACGAGCAUCUGCAACUGAGGUGUCCUUGCAAGUGCAGACAACUCAAAUUGCUCUUGUCACUGCAGAGCAUGAGUUGAGGCGCAAUCAUACUCUUGCUAUGCGUGCUUCUCGUGCCCCUCUUCAGAAAGCACGGGCUGUGAAUAAAGCACUUGCAUGCACUGCAGUACAAGCAGAGCAGAGUACCUUUUCCCUGAAGGAGAAGAAUGUGAUUACGGGCAAGGUCCGUGACAUGAUUUGCAAGCUUGUGGCAAAACAUGACAUACCAGUGUCGAGUGUUCGAGACAUUAUUAGCGCUGUUGCCAACUGUCUCGGAAUGGUUGUUGAAGGUGACAUUAGCACACGCAGUAUUCGGUGUGUACUCCAGGAGGCAGAGGUUCAGAUGGUGGAUGAAAUUAUGCAAGUUGAUGGCAUCACGUUAAGUGGCGAUGGAACAUCUCACAAGAAUAUCAAUUACCAGUCCCAUCAUAUCAUGUACACCACCCAUGACGGCACCAGGGUUACUCGCUUCGCUGGUGUUCAGCAUGAGGUUAAUCAUACCAGCGAAACCCAGCUGCAAGGCUGGAAGGACAUGAUACACGAGAUGUGUACCGUGUACAAUGAAUGUAUGGUUGGUGUCACGGCAGGUGUCGCAGACCCAAGGGAGCUUGUCACCAAGGUGAAGGGCAUGUUGACAGAUCACGCUGAGGAUCAGAAAAAAUUUGUCCACCUCUUCAGAGAAUGGAAGGAAGUGUGUGAGAGAGAAGUGCGAGGCGAACGAGCACUGGCCACUUUACCCCCUGAUGAUGUCGUUGCCCUGUUAUGGCAGACUACAGAAGGGGCUAUUGCGGCUGCAGGAGGAAUUGGAGGGUGGGAAGCACUGCCUGCCGAAGAGCGAGAUCGACACUCAUCCGAAGCUCGCCAUCAGCUUCACAUCAAGAUUGGCCAGGAGCGAUUUUCUGCCCUUACCCUACCUGAAAAGGAGUCUGUAGAUUUCUUUGUAUGGGCAGGAUGCUGCAUGCAUAAGGACCUGAAUGCUGUCAAGGGUGGAAAUACUCACAUGCAAGCUUGGUGGGGACAUAAUGCAGCUGCAUCUGGGGGGCCCUCCACUGCACAGGCACGUGCAGUGCAUGUUUCCCAAGGGGGGGCUGCAAAAGCACUCGCACUCGCAGGUUCCAUCUUCCAUCAUAAAGAUGACAAGAAGGGCCAACAAGAUUCUCUUCGAUUUUUCCUUGAGGCACAACUUGGUUACUUCUCGCCUUGGCCCGACACAAGCAACACCCGCUACCACAGUAAUUGUGAUGGAGCCAGCGAGUGGCUCGUACAUGAAAACUUGUAUGUUGUCUACCUCAAGAUCAUCAUGGACAGGAAGGAUGCUCGCACGCACACAAACAUCGAGCGAAAUGUCUAUUGUGCUUUUGAAUGUGACAAAACGAAGCAGGAGAUGGUAUGUUUCAGCAUGUGGGGACAGUGCAUCAGCCACCCAUAUUUUCGCGCUGUCCAUAACUCCUCAGGAAACAUCCUUGACCUUGGUCCUCUCCACGAUCGGCUCAUCACCCACAUCAAAAAGCUUAUCGAUAACAUCGAGCUUGUCUUCGGCAUGGACGCCACUUAUGAGACUGCCACAUUUGAUGGAAAACCAUUCGAGCGGCUGGAAUCAGUUUACAUCAUUCAGCAGAUUGCCCAGGACAAUACAAAAUACCCUCACCUUCGUUCUCUUUUCUCGCUUUCCUUGAAGGAGCGCUCGAAACUCUUAUCCGCUUCUGUCGCGAGUUUGCCGCCGACGAAUCAGACAGGAACAUACAUGAAAAUGGUGCUCAGUCCAGGCACACACAAAUACCUGCACAAAAAGACUCAUAUCAAUGACACUGCUGGAGCCGAGAAGAAACAACAACUUGCACAGGUGAAAUAUGACAAGUGGGUGGUACAACAGAACCGCGAGACUGAUGCAAAGAGGAAGAAGCAUUGUGAAGCUUCAUCAGCAAAACUUGCAGCUGUGGUACCUCGCGUGACACCAGAUGAAAUCACGAAGAUGCGUGUCAUUGAGGUGGACUUGCAGAUUUGGUGGCAUUGUCAAUUUGAUGCAGAAGUGCCUGCAGCCAAACACCUGAAAGGAAAAAGUGAGUCGGAAAAGAAGGCUAUUUUGGCAGCUGCUGCAGCUAGGUAUAUUUGUGGUGCCGGACCCAAGACCCAGGACGAGAAUGUGCCACGGGAGGAUGCAGAUUCUAUUGAAACAAAAAGUAACUUAAAGCACUACACAUUUGUGAAGGACUACUACAACCAUUCAUCUUUGAAAGAAAGUUCUUGGAACAUGAAUAUUUGUGUGGCAUACAAAUCUGAAGGAGGAGCUGAUCAGCAAGGUCCCUUUCAACACGUCAAACUUCCAUAUCUGCCCAUGCCAUCUCCAAUAGUGGGAGAUAGAGAAGGAUGCCCACCAGUACAAUCCCUGCUAGUGGAACCUCAAGCCUCACUACCAGAAGAUGAAAUGAAUUUCAAUGACACAUGCAUGAUGGAAGAUCAUCCUGGGCCAGAGCAUGAGAAUACUGUUGUAGAGGCUGAUGAUGGGGAGGAAGUGGUGUUUUAUUUUGGUGCAAGCAAGACCUGGGAUAGAGGAACCAUGUUCAUGAAGCAAUUUGAGUCUGACAAGUAUGCUGAGGAGAGGGUGAGCAAUCUAUAUUUUCCAUUUGCUAGCAAACCUGACUGGGAGAUGGUGGCAUUCCUUCUUUGGUUGGACCUCAGCAUGGCAGACAUUGAUGAGUUUCUCAAGCUUGGAAUUUGUGAAGUCCAUUUGUGUUGCAUCAGAAUUUUCUGA
Molecule: messenger RNA, 3072 nt
Organism: Suillus subalutaceus
Lineage: Eukaryota; Fungi; Basidiomycota; Agaricomycetes; Boletales; Suillaceae
Exons: 10
Coding region: 1-3072 (1023 amino acids)
Source: RefSeq, a predicted model, not a curated record